AUGGCAAGGUUCAACUUUGAGACUCAGCUCCAAGAGAUACUUGGUGUCCCAGACUCAAUUUGGCUGGGAUGCGUCCAAGUUGACCUGAACAAACCCGAGAUAGGCCGUGGCUCGGAUGCCACUGUCUAUACAAGUGAGUUGGAGGGUCUCCCUGUUGCUGUGAAGGUCUUACAUAGUAUUUUACUCCAACAGGGCAAUGUCGGGCGUGCAGCUCUUCUGCAGCGAUUCGGCACUGAGUGCCUAGUCAUGCGGCGACUGCAGCAUGAAAGAAUUGUGCGACUGCUCGGGAUCGGCAUUGCUCCCAAUCAAUCUCCGUGUAUAGUGGUAGAACUGAUGGCCGGCUCGCUAGGUGAUCGAAUUGGAGUUGUUCCAAGAGAGCCAUUCGCGCAAAGCCUUCAGUAUCUUGUCGACACGGCGGAAGGUUUGCGUUUUCUACACGGCAAGAACAUUUUGCAUCGCGAUUUGAAACCCCACAACAUCUUGAUCACGGCAGGGAGAGCCAAGAUAGCUGAUGUAGGUUUGGCCCGCUCUCUUCACGGUGGUCAAGGUGCAGACUUGACAACUCUGACACGGUGCCCCGGCACGCCUUAUUUUAUGCCGCCAGAGAGCCUGCAAGUGGGCACAACAUACGACGAAAAACUGGAUGUGUUUUCUCUAGGAGUGGUGAUGCUGUCGCUGCUUGUGGGACGACCACCUUCCCCAACUGAAGCUACUGUUCUGCUGGAGAAUGGAACGCGGAGAUCAGUUCCGGAGGGUCGCCGACGCAAAGCAGAUCUGGAUCGACUGGGCUCGGAUCAUCCACUGCAUUCUCUAAUCGUGUCGUGUCUGCAUGAUGAUCCUGGAUCUAGACCCACAUCGGCUGAUGUUCACAUGCACUUACUGCAGAUCUCACCUCACUCUAUGGUAUGGAUGUACUGA
This is a messenger RNA of Sycon ciliatum, 918 nucleotides long. Its product is annotated as serine/threonine-protein kinase pkn2-like. The record is from RefSeq and is a predicted model, not a curated record. Gene Ontology annotation, biological process: signal transduction; protein phosphorylation. Gene Ontology annotation, cellular component: cytoplasm. The transcript has a single exon. Lineage: Eukaryota; Metazoa; Porifera; Calcarea; Leucosolenida; Sycettidae. Bases 1 to 918 code for a protein of 305 amino acids. Gene Ontology annotation, molecular function: ATP binding; protein kinase activity.